Molecule: messenger RNA, 396 nt
Organism: Peromyscus eremicus (cactus mouse)
Lineage: Eukaryota; Metazoa; Chordata; Mammalia; Rodentia; Cricetidae
Product: arylsulfatase L-like
Exons: 4
Coding region: 62-298 (78 amino acids)
Molecular function (GO): arylsulfatase activity
Source: RefSeq, a predicted model, not a curated record
GGGUUGGGGUACACCAAGGAGACAGUGGCGAGCUAGGUCAGAACCGGCUGUAACCGACCAGAUGCCGCUGCUCGGCCUUGACAAGAAUUCUCAGGCUAGAAGCAUCAUGCCCCAUCACCCACAUUUAUGGAAUUGCCUUGCUGCCCUACUGGGUGUCUUCCUCAGCCUGGACCCGGUCACGUGCCUGGACACAUCACAGUCUCGACCCAACUUCCUCUUGCUCCUGGCAGAUGACCUGGGCAUCGGGGAUGUUGGCUGCUAUGGCAACAGCACCAUCAGGACCCCGAACAUCGACUGACUUGCAGAAGGUGGUGUGAGACUCACUUAGCACCUGGUGGCUGAAGCUGUGUGCACACCCAGCCAGGCAGCUUUCCUCACCGGGAGGUACCCCAUCCG